Molecule: messenger RNA, 2239 nt
Organism: Morone saxatilis (striped sea-bass)
Lineage: Eukaryota; Metazoa; Chordata; Actinopteri; Moronidae
Gene: eya4
Product: EYA transcriptional coactivator and phosphatase 4
Biological process (GO): positive regulation of DNA repair; cell differentiation; multicellular organism development
Cellular component (GO): nucleus
Molecular function (GO): protein tyrosine phosphatase activity
Source: RefSeq, a predicted model, not a curated record
GGAGGGAGGACAUAGGAGAAAAGUGUGUGUGUGUGUGCAGUUUGCGUCUUUUCUUCAGCUGCUACAUGUUUGCCCAGAGUGAAAGAGAGAGAGACACGAAGAGAAAGAGAAAGAGAAUGCAUUUUCUCCUGUAGAGCAAAAACAAGAAAAACACCUGGAGUACAAAGUGAGAGGCAGGUAGAUAGAGACGAAGCUGAAGCUGUGUGUUGGAGGUGUGUGUGUGUAUUUGUUUCUGUUUGUGUGUGAGACCAGCAAGCCUGUGUGUGAAGGGAAACUAGUGGAUCGUACAGCUCUGUAAUGCUUUGUGGAAGUACAGGACUGCUAACUGACCUGAUUACACCCUGAGGUGAAGAAAUCACACAGUGAAUCUCAUGUUCCAGACCCUUCGGACGCCAGUGAAAACAGAGCCUAUGAACAACAGCGAUACAGUCACUACGACAGGCGACACAGUAUUGGACACAUACGCAGGCUCAGUAAUCACCAGCAGUGGGUACAGCCCUCGUUCAGCCCACCAGUACUCCCCUCCCCUCUACCCAUCAAAGCCCUACCCUCACAUUCUCUCCACACCGGCAGCCCCUCCUAUGCCGACGUACGCCGGUCAGCCCCAGUUCAGCAGUAUGCAGCAGUCCACCGUCUACACGGCUUACUCCCAGACAGGACAGCCGUACGGACUGUCAACCUAUGACCUUGGUGUGAUGCUGCCGGGCAUUAAGACAGAGAGCGGCCUGGCUCAGAGUCAGUCUCCUCUGCAGACAGGCCUCAGCUACAGCCCCAGCUUCACCACGCCUCAGCCCGGACAAACUGCAUACUCACCCUAUCAGAUGCCAGGUUCCAGUUUCACUCCUUCCUCAGGCCUCUAUGCCACCAAUAACUCAGUGUCCAACCCCGCCAACUACACUGCCACACAGCAGGAAUAUCCCUCAUAUACAACGUUUGGCCAAAACCAGUAUGCCCAGUAUUAUUCCGCCUCCACUUACGGGACUUAUAUGACCUCCAACAGCGUGGAUGGCACAGGCUCCACGGCGGCCUACCAGCUGCAAGAUCCCACCCCUGCCAUGACCGGACAGGCUGCUGAACUUCACCCAGGGGACUUCGAUACAGUGCAGAGCCCCUCCACACCCAUCAAAGAGCUGGAUGACCGAGCAUGCCGGAGUGGGGGGUCCAAGUCCCGGGGCAGAGGUCGCAAGAACAACCCCUCCCCUCCCCCUGAUAGUGACCUGGAGAGGGUAUUUGUGUGGGAUCUGGACGAGACAAUCAUUGUCUUCCAUUCUCUGCUCACGGGCUCCUACGCACAGAAAUAUGGCAAGGACCCUCCUAUGGCGGUAACGCUGGGUCUGAGGAUGGAGGAGAUGAUCUUCAACUUGGCGGACACACACUUAUUCUUUAAUGACCUGGAGGAGUGUGAUCAGGUACAUAUUGAUGAUGUGUCAUCAGACGACAAUGGCCAGGACUUAAGUACUUACAGUUUUGCAACUGAUGGCUUCCAUGCAGCUGCAACCAGCGCCAACCUGUGCCUGGCUACGGGUGUCCGCGGCGGGGUCGACUGGAUGAGGAAACUGGCCUUCCGCUACCGACGAGUCAAAGAGUUGUAUAGCACAUACAAAAACAAUGUGGGGGGUCUGCUGGGUCCUGCUAAAAGAGACGCCUGGCUGCAGCUGAGAGCAGAGGUGGAGGCUCUGACUGACUCCUGGCUCACCCACGCACUCAAGUCCCUGUCCAUCAUCAGCUCCAGGAGUAACUGUGUAAAUGUGAUGGUGACCACAACGCAGCUCAUACCAGCGCUGGCUAAAGUUCUCUUAUAUAGUCUGGGGUCUGUUUUCCCUAUCGAGAACAUUUACAGUGCAACCAAAAUAGGAAAAGAGAGUUGCUUUGAACGCAUAAUGCAAAGGUUUGGCAGGAAAGUAGUGUAUGUUGUAAUUGGGGAUGGUGUGGAAGAGGAGCAGGCGGCCAAAAAGCACAACAUGCCUUUCUGGAGGAUAUCCAGUCACUCUGACCUGCUGGCACUACACCAAGCACUGGAGUUUGAGUACCUGUAACUAUUAUAGCAAUAUGGACUCAUGCAAUGUUACCAUGGACAUGGUCAGCCAGGCAGCCCCCCUUCUUUUGUAUAACUAUUUAAGAACAAACAAUACACUGCAACUGUUUUUGUGAUUUUAUUUUUGUCUUGUUUUUUGAACGUCUGGAUUUACAAACUCUGAACGGUCUUAAGAAGCAAAAGGAGAGGUGAAAAGGAGGUAAA